This is a messenger RNA of Trichoderma citrinoviride, 1482 nucleotides long. RefSeq lists its product as hypothetical. Bases 1 to 1482 code for a protein of 493 amino acids. The record is from RefSeq and is a predicted model, not a curated record. Gene Ontology annotation, biological process: DNA replication; DNA replication initiation. Lineage: Eukaryota; Fungi; Ascomycota; Sordariomycetes; Hypocreales; Hypocreaceae. Gene Ontology annotation, cellular component: nuclear origin of replication recognition complex; nucleus. Gene Ontology annotation, molecular function: DNA replication origin binding. The transcript is spliced from 4 exons.
AUGGCAUCAGUCGUCUUCCAGCUGCCAGAUGAGACGAUUUUGGCCCCCCUUCUCCGUCAAUUUCCUGGCAGAGACUGCCAGAUACGCGCACUUGCCGCCUUACUUCACACGGAUGCCGCGCCAUGUCGGAACCUUGUCAUACACGGCUCAGAAGCAACGGGGAAGUCCAGCGUUAUAAGGCAGCUACUCACACAGCUGUCAGAAAACAACGGAAUAGCGAACGGCCGGGCUGCUGAUCUCGUCCACGCAACGGUUAACGUUGCUCGAUGUAUAUCUGGACGCCAUUUCUUUGAGAGCAUCAUUGCCGCUGUGACCGAUGCACUGAGGGCACGAUACGGCCCUGAGGGUGUCGUCGUUUCGUCCCAGCGGUGUGAGACGUUGGCGCAGCUUGCUGCAUCUCUAAACUCCGUAUUCGACGAACCUCAAUUGAAUAAUGGAUUGACCCAUUUUGUCUUGGUAUUAGAUGGGAUGGACAGACAAAGGGACCCCCCGCCAACACUGAUGCCAGCAUUGGCGAGGCUGUGCGAAACUAUUUCGUGCCUCACCUGCGUUUUCAUCGUUACCACACCGCCAGCAGGGUUUCUUCGAGCUUGUCCAACUCCGCAUCUUUACUUCCCACCCUAUACAAAGUCUGAGUUAGUUGAGAUACUGUCGCUGGAGCCUCCUCCCCCUAUCCCGACGACAAGAGAUUCAGAAACGGAAAACGACACGCAGGAUGAAGCCGCAGGUCCAGAAGAAGUGGCCAAUCUGUGGACCAAGUUCUGCGCAGCGGUUCAUGAUUCUCUCACGCAAGCGGCCGGGCGGUCGUUGCCUGCUUUCAGAAACAGCUGCUACACUCUGUGGCCUCGUUUUGUGGCGCCCAUUGUUGCGGGAACAUACACUCCUCAGCAGUUCUCCAAGCUUCUCAUCGCCGCGAGGCCUUCUUUCCAGGACGAGGCGUUAAUCAAUCCCAAACUUGUCUCGACUCCUGCUUUGGCGUCGACAGCUCUGACUUCACAUCCUUCGCAACCUCCGACAGGAUUAACUGGCUUGCUCCCGACUACCGCUAAGAUGCUUCUGCUCUCAUCAUAUCUCGCAUCACACAAUACUGUCCGGCACGACUUGAGCCUAUUCUCUACUUCCUAUCAUGGUCGUAAACGUCGACGUCCCGGGCCCAACUCAAAUCGAGCCAACAAUCGCAAUAAACAGCGCAAGAUCCCCCGUAAACUUCUCGGAGCGCAUGCAUUUCUCUUGGAACGCCUGUUAGCGAUCUUCGAGGCUGUCAGAACAGAGUGGGCCGACUCAGCAGGCCCUUUAUCCGGACUUGAUGGUGACAUUGGUAUGGCUUUGGCCACUUUAUCAAGUCUCAAACUUCUUAUACGAAUUGGAACGGGAGACAUAAUGGAUAGGUCUGGUAAGUGGAGGAUCAAUAUCGGGUGGGAAAUCAUGCGCGGAAUAAGCAGGAGCAUAGGAGUGAAUAUUGAGGAGUGGCUUGUAGAGUAA